Molecule: messenger RNA, 747 nt
Organism: Anarrhichthys ocellatus (wolf-eel)
Lineage: Eukaryota; Metazoa; Chordata; Actinopteri; Perciformes; Anarhichadidae
Product: cyclic nucleotide-gated channel cone photoreceptor subunit alpha-like
Exons: 6
Coding region: 181-747 (188 amino acids)
Source: RefSeq, a predicted model, not a curated record
UAAAGACAAGAAGCCGUCAAUGAUUUAACAAAAGGAUCGUAAAUAAUUCACCGCAGAACUUUUCAUCACGUUCGUGUUUCUGAAGAUGGAAUCAAACAGAAGAGGUCAGAGUGGGAUUAACUGUUCUGUCGGGAAACAGAAGUCAGCGUGAAACGGCUUCAACCGGAGCCUGCAGACGACAUGGCAAAGAUCGGCUGUGAGAAGUCCUUCUGCAGCAGACAGCGUCUGUCCUCCAGCCGGCCCGAUGACGAGCUCGCCGUCAUCGAGAACGGGGACAGCAGGGCUCCGUCUCUCUGUGAAGACAACUCGGAGACGGCGUUGUCCUCAGACUCCCUCUCAGGAGCCGGGGCCACGGCCAGGCUCUCUUACUUCUUCUUCAUGCUGUGGACCUGGGCGUCUCACAGAGCGAACCCCCAAACAGAGCGGCACGACUCUUUCCUCGAGCGCUUCAGAGGCCCCGAGCUCCAAGACCUCUCCAGUCGAGAGAGCAAUGUCCAGUCUGUGGGCCCCAACGACACGACCCGUAAGGGGAAUCUUGCCAGUAAGUGGCCGCUAGCUACUUACAACAUGAAUAACUGCAACAACACGGACGACAAAAAAGAGGAGAUUAAAAAAGAAGAGAAAAAGGAGGAGGAGAAGAAAGACGAGGACAAGAAGGAUGAGAAGAAGGAGGAGAAGAAAGAGGAGAAGAAGGAUGAUAAAAAGGAUGAUAAGAAAGAUGAUAAAAAGAAAGAGGAGCCCCCGUAA